Molecule: messenger RNA, 2254 nt
Organism: Oldenlandia corymbosa var. corymbosa
Lineage: Eukaryota; Viridiplantae; Streptophyta; Magnoliopsida; Gentianales; Rubiaceae
Source: the annotation of a GenBank genome assembly
UAGACUUUUGAGUGCUUACAAGAAAAUGAUGCUAUGAUAGAGAUCGGGAAACAGUACAUUUUACGUUUAAAAAUCAGUACAAUAGUUGAUAGAUCUUUUUUAUGCAUUGAUUAAUUUUUCAAAACACAUUAACUGACGACCAAGCCGAGAGACAAAGUAGCCGUCAUAAGUUUAUAUAACAAUCCAAACAGGGCGAAGAACAUAUGGAGACUAUCUCCAUAAAAUGCCAAAGACGAUGAUAAUAUAUAUCUAUAGACUAUAAGCUGGUUAAAGAGACAACUCUGUGCCUGACUUUCAGAGCAAGGAAAGUUUUGUAGCUUUUGAUAGUCAUGGAAAUGUCGAUUUUUCGAUUGAUCAAUGAAGAAAUGACCUUCUCUAUUCUUCUUUCAACAAUCUUUAUUUUUAGUUUCUUCUUUCUUGUAAGAUGGCUUGAACCUAGCACGAAAAACCUCCCACCUUCACCACCAAAACUACCCCUAAUCGGAAACCUUCAUCAACUUGGUCACCUUCCUUAUCGAUCACUUAAAACAUUAGCUGAAAAGUAUGGUCCAAUAAUGCUCCUGCACUUAGGCAGCAAACCCACGCUCAUCAUUUCGUCUCCUGAAAUGGCGGAAUCCGUACUCAAAACACAUGAUCUCAAUUUUUCAAGCCGGCCCGAACCGAAUUUUGUUCGAAAAAUCACGUAUAACUAUCAGGACAUCCUUUUCGCGCCGUAUGGAGAAUAUUGGAGGCAAGCGAGAAGCAUAUGUGUUCAUCAACUUCUAAGCAACAAGCGAGUCCAAUCAUUCAGAAGCAUACGUGAAGAAGAGGUCGCGUCGGUGCUGGAAAAUAUAACAGAAUCUUGCUCGUCGCGUUCUCCGGUAAACGUGACCGACAUAUUGACUAUGCUCACUUACAACAUAAUGUCUCGGGUAGCCAUCGGCCGGAGACUCUCCGGGAAUAAAGUUGGGAAUAAGUUUAAGAAAUUAUCCGACGAAUUUUUAGAGAUUAUCGGAUGUUUUGAUGUUUCCGAUUACAUCCCGUGGCUUUGGUGGAUUAAUAAGCUUAAUGGUUUGGAGGGAAAAGUGGAUAGGGUUGCAAAAGAGUUCGAUGAAUAUAUCGAAACUAUUAUUGAACAAGCAGAGAAGAAAAGGGAGGAAAACUUUAUCAAUGAUGAUCAUCAACAAAGGAUGCAUAAUUUCAUUGAUGUUUUGCUGGACUUCCAGGAGAAAAAUGAUACUGGAUUUGUUCUUCAACGUGAUGCAAUCAAAGCAAUCAUUAUUGAUAUGUUUAUUGCUGGAACUGAUACUAUAUCGACACUUGUAGAGUCAGCAAUACUUGAACUUCUAAAAAGCAAAAGUGCCAUGACUAGAUUGAAAAAUGAGGUAAGAGGAUUGCGAGAUUCAAAAUCGAAUCGCAUAACAGAAGAUGAUUUAGAAAAUCUCCCUUAUUUGGCCGCAGUUAUUAAAGAGACUUGUCGUCUGCAUCCUCCAGCUCCAAUGCUACCACCUAGGAAAUCAAAAGACUCUAUUAACAUCAUGGGGUAUGACAUUCCUGCUGGCACCCAGGUGUUCAUCAACGUUUUCGCCAUUGGUAUGGACUCUUCAGUUUGGGAAAAUGUCGAUAAAUUUCAGCCAGAGAGGUUCUUGGACAGCUCUAUUGACCUUAAAGGGAAACAUUUUGAACUGAUCCCGUUUGGUUCUGGAAGGAGAAGUUGUCCCGGAACAGUAUUUGGUUUAAUCACAACACAACUUACACUAGCAAACUUAAUCCUCGAUUUCAAUUUUGCAAUUCCGAGUGGCGCAAGAUUGGUGGAUGUUGAAAUGAGUGAAGUUCGCAGUUUAACUAUUAGAAGGAAGAUGGCUUUGAUUCUGGAGGCGAGUCUAGCUAAUUAGUUAUGGAUCUUCAAGUUAAUAGUCAAUAUCAUAGUCUAAACAGAACGAAUUCUGUAAUCACGAUUUCAAAAUUUGUACAUAUAUACUGUAUGUCUUCUAAGUAAUUGUAACCAUAAUAUUUCUUAUUAGAUGUCUUUGGCUUAAUUGUAAACCUCCAUUGUAAUGUGUUUAACAAGAUGUUCUUAACUUUAUGACACUGAGAAGCAGAAGAACACAACAAUUUAUUAAUGCUAAAAAAUCUGCCUCAUAGUACGUAACGUGAACAUGAUGGAUUCUUCCGGAUGAUUAGUCAAUUUUUUUGAGCUGUUGAUGAUGAAGACCCCAUCCCCAAAUGUCUUUUUGAGCUGUUGAUGAUGAAGACCCCAUCCCCAAAUGUCUUU